Molecule: messenger RNA, 489 nt
Organism: Humulus lupulus (European hop)
Lineage: Eukaryota; Viridiplantae; Streptophyta; Magnoliopsida; Rosales; Cannabaceae
Exons: 2
Coding region: 1-489 (162 amino acids)
Source: RefSeq, a predicted model, not a curated record
AUGGAUCAUGACUUUGAGAUAUUUGACUCUUCAUCAUCUGAGGAGGAGGAGGAGGAGAUAAUUUUAGCUCUUGCUAUUGAAGAAGAACGCUUGGGUAAUGAAAGAGGCUCAACAUCGCAUCGUAGGUCUAUUCCCCGGCGUGCAUUCAUUCGAAGAAAUUCGCUUGAAUGCCAUCAACGCCUCUUUCAAGAUUAUUUUUUUGAGUCCCCGACGUAUCCACCGAAUUUAUUCCGCAGGAGGUUUCGAAUGCAACGUCAUCUUUUAUUGCGUAUUCAAGCCGAAGUCGAAGCAUAUGAACUAUAUUUCGUCCAAAGAAGAGAUGCUGCUAAAAGACUGGUGAUGGACCCAAAACAGUUGUGGGACAAGGGAACAUUGGCAUUUGUUGGGCUCAAGAUAAAUAAAGGGGCUGGUUUGGGGUUUCGGCUGGCAGCUGCUUUUGACGUGGUCUAUGGCAUUUGCUGGUUGAUGGCUGGAGAUAGCCAUGCUUGA